Propithecus coquereli (Coquerel's sifaka) is the source of this 2758-nucleotide messenger RNA. RefSeq names its product serine incorporator 5 (gene SERINC5). NCBI's taxonomy places the organism in Eukaryota, Metazoa, Chordata, Mammalia, Primates, Indriidae. The transcript has 12 exons. Gene Ontology annotation, cellular component: membrane. Bases 56 to 1375 code for a protein of 439 amino acids. The record is from RefSeq and is a predicted model, not a curated record.
GAGCCGGGGGCCGCAGCGGAGCCAGCGGGCGCACCCGUGGGCGGCGGCCGCCGCGAUGUCUGCUCGGUGCUGUGCGGGCCAGUUGGCCUGCUGCUGUGGGUCCGCAGGCUGCUCCCUCUGCUGCGACUGCUGCCCCAGGAUCCGACAGUCCCGGAGCACCCGCUGCAUGUACGCCCUCUACUUCAUCCUGGUUGUCAUCCUCUGCUGCAUCAUGAUGUCAAAAACUGUGGCCAACGAGAUGAAAGAGCAUAUUCCUUUUUUCGAAGAUAUGUGUAAAGGCAUUAAAGCUGGAGACACCUGCGAGAAGCUGGUGGGGUAUUCUGCAGUGUACAGAGUCUGUUUUGGAAUGGCCUGUUUCUUCUUCAUCUUCUGUCUACUGACCUUGAAAAUCGACAACAGCAAAAGUUGUAGAGCUCAUAUUCACAAUGGCUUUUGGUUCUUUAAACUUCUGCUGUUGGGGGCCCUGUGCUCUGGAGCUUUCUUCAUUCCAGAUCAGGAGACCUUUCUGCACGCCUGGCGCUACAUGGGAGCCGUUGGAGGCUUCCUCUUUAUAGGCAUCCAGCUCUUCCUGCUCGUGGAGUUUGCACAUAAGUGGAACAAGAACUGGACUGCAGGCACAGCCAGUAACAAGCUGUGGUACGCCUCUCUGGCCCUGGUGACGCUCAUCAUGUAUUCCGUUGCCACUGGAGGCUUGAUUUUCAUGGCAGUUUUCUAUACACAAGCAAACGGCUGCGUGGAAAACAAAAUUUUCCUGGGAGUCAAUGGAGGCUUGUGUCUGCUUAUCUCAGUAGUAGCCAUCUCUCCCUGGGUCCAAGAGCGGCAGCCACACUCAGGGCUCCUACAGUCAGGGCUCAUAAGCUGCUACGUCACCUACCUCACCUUCUCAGCUCUGUCCAGCAAACCUGUAGACGUAGACUUUCAGUUGCUAGUAGGUGUGAAGAUUCACUUUUCAGCUGCCCUUAAGCCUGCCCUUGACUUGACAUCCACAACAAGAUCAAGUUCUGAUGCCCUGCAGGGGCGCUACGCAGCUCCUGAACUGGAAGUAGCUCGGUGCUGUUUUUGCUUCGAUCCCAGUGGAGAGGACACUGAAGAGCAGGAGCAGGUAAAGGAGGGACCACGAGUCAUUUAUGACGAGAAGAGAGGCACCGUCUAUAACUAUUCCUAUUUCCACUUCGUGUUCUUCUUGGCUUCCCUCUAUGUGAUGAUGACCAUCACCAGCUGGUUCAACUAUGAAAGCGCCCACAUCGAAACCUUCUUGAGCGGGAGCCCGUCCAUCUUCUGGGUCAAGAUGGCCUCCUGCUGGAUCUGCGUGCUGCUGUACCUGGGGACGCUGGUCGCUCCUCUCUGCCGUCCUGCUCCGCACUUCUCCGUGUGAGGAUGUCAGCAGGGCCCUCAGCUUGGCAGGCCUGCAGCCGUGUGAAGACGUCCUUUGCACAGUGCCCCGGGGGUUCGAGCAGUGACUGGUGCCCUGUGCUUGAGUGGGUCUGAAAAGGCUUUCAGAAAAAAAUCUCCUGAUCAGCUUUUUAAUUGUGAAUUCAAAAAGAAAAAACCAAUUUGUCCCAAAGGAUUUGAAAUUUUCAGCCAAACUGAUUAUGGGCGAUAAUAUGUGUUUUUAUUUGUCUUACUGCUAGAAACUGGAUAGUAGUUAUGUUGGUAUUUUCCUUCUGCACGUUUUUACUAAAACAGAAUUCGGGGCACAAUGUCCUUUCACGGGGAUAAAAACCUAUCUUGUGUGGCCUGUCAUUCUCAUCCUUGGAAUUGCAAAACAUGCCAAAAUUUUGAGCCCCCGGCCCUUGAUAGAAUCCAGACCCCUCUCACUUCUCCUUCCUGGUGCCUCAUCCCCAGUGGGCUUUGAGCACAGGACUCGGCCCGCAGGGCCCCUGAUAUUUACAGGGUACACGCCGCUUCCCUGUGAGGGUGUGAUGCUGGGAAUCACAGACUUGACUCCCUUCCCAGGGAUCUCCUCUUCCUUUCCGGGCUCAGCAUCUUUGUAUUCAAUAAUAAUGUGAAAAAGCACAAUUUGCCCGAUCUCCACCGGGUGUUUCCCCACCGUGUUAUCACUACCUGGUUCGAGUUACUGCAAUAAGUGUGGCGCUUGUCUGUGUUGUUGUUCACACGAUUAUAGAACAAGAUUCAUGUUGUUUCCUUUGCCUAUGCGAUGGAGGGCUAUAACUCUCACCUGUUUGUGCCGUAAACAAUAAUAACUAAGGACCUUACCUGAAAAGAUGCUUCCUGACGAAGCCUGCUGCACCCCUGCACCCCUCUUUCGGUCGUUAGGGUCAGCCCCUCCGUUCCUCCUCCACCUUGAGGCCUUUGAGAUUGUCAGAGCAAAAGAGCUUUUGUUUUCCAGAUCCACGUGACCACUAUGGUUUCCUUGGUAGAUUUACCGAGGGGAGAAUUUCCUGAGGUGAGGAUCCCAGGCACCACCUCACACAGCCCUCAGGCAGAUCCGGCCUGUUAGACAAGCUGUGGAAGUGACCAAAUACACUUUCAGAAAGGUAGGUGGUUGGGGGUAUUUAAUUAAGCCAUAGACAACCUCCACAGAAACUUCCAAAACACGUACUUGUAAAGUAAUACCCACAGUGACUGUCGGCAGCUACCCAAGGUGUGCCGUUUUCAGUGUUGAUGUUCUUCGUCAGGGCAGAGGUGUGCGCAGUGCCAAGUCCAUUGGCGCAUUGACUGCCCUGUCUGUUGUUUUGAGCUUGGGGCCUGGUGAAGCAAAACCCUGCAGUUGGUUCAUGUAAGUCUUACUUAUUGA